GGCAUAUGCCACAGAGCAACCCUCCCCUUCAAUGGCAACAGCAUCGACAUCGGGAGCUUCUUCCCCCGACGCUGCUGACGUGGUCGAUCCUCUCAAGUAUCUCCAUCUCGCAGGCAUGAUCGGAGCGAUCCGAUCAGUCCCAGAUGAUCUCGAGUGGAUCGAUCGCGAAUCCAAUCCAGGACCGCAGUUUCGGACAGGAGACAUUGAUGUACUGAGAAUGCUCAAGCAGUUAGACAUCCGCGUUCCUAUCCUCGUAGGGCAUCUGCACACCAUAUCUGAAGCGGCGAACAAUAAACUUUUACAACACUGCCAGAAAAAUCAAAAGCGUUUCACCUAUCAACGCAUACAACGGAUUUUGAAGAAGAAGGAAGAAGGUGAGGAAGUGGUAUCCCCUGAGCCGGACACUAAAGAACCUGAAGCCGCACGCAUAGCCGCCAUCUCUUUAGCAGAAAAGGAUCACUUCGUACGAGCUCGGCCAGUACUAUGGAAAAGUGCGGAAUGUGACUGUGAAGUUUGGGGUUUCAAGGUGGCGCUUGAGAAAUGUCACUUUUUCCUCACCACCAUUUCUUUCCUGGGGCACGUGGUGACAGACAAGGGACUCCAACCGGAGCCGCAGAAGGUGGCAACUGUCAGGGACGCGCCAGUGCCUACCACUAUCACGCAAGUUAGCGCCUUUCUGGGCCUAGCCUCAUAUUACCGAAGAUUUAUCAAGGGUUUCGCCGCGAUUGCGGGACCCCUCACAAAUCUCCUGCGCAAGGAUCAGUCGUUGAUCUGGACGGCGGAAUGCGAUCAAGCGUUUUCCAAACUCAAGGCUGCUCUCAUUUCGGCUUCGGUCCUUAUAAGACCGGAUCCCGAAAAGCCUUUUGUUUUUAUCACCGAUUGGCAACUAGAGGCGAUUUCGGUGAUCCUUGCCCAGGUGGGACCAAGCGGACUCGAGAGUGUGGUGGAGUAUGCGUCCAAAUCAGUACCCACCUGCAAGCGCAACUACGCCGCUCCGGCGGCUCUCUGGGGAAUCAGUCACUUUCGUGCUUACCUGUAUGGGCGAAAAUUCACCCUGGUGACUGAUCAUGAGCCCCUGUUGGCUAUGAAGAAGUCGAAGGAUUACUCAGGCAUGAUUGGGCGAUGGGCAACGGUGCUGCAGAGCAUGGACUUUGACAUCCGUCAUCGGAAGCACGAGAGACAUGGGAAUGCGGAUGGAUUGACACGACUGCACCGGCCUAAGAAAGUUCCGAGGAAUGAGGAGGUGAUUCCGUGGAACGAACCCGAGCAGAAGAUUGGACCUCGGUAUGACCAAAUGGAGAUUUUGUCGAAGCAUUCAUCGGCGAGCGGGUCCCAGAACGAGCCACGUCACCACAAUGACGGCAUUCACCGGCGACAUCAGCUCGGUCAAUCCGCUGCGGCAUACCACGAUCUUGGCCUCGCUGCGCGAGUGGACGGAGCAAGUUGGACUUCGUGCUUGGAGGAACCUAGGGACGAGGAUACGCUACCAUCGCGGCAGGAGUAUCUGAAGCCGUAUGAGAUCAUCCCUCACGCCUUCUAUCCGAGGGCAGAAGAAGUGGUGAUUGACGACAACGACGACGAAGAAGAAGAAGACGACGAUGAGGAGACAUCGGAGGAGGGAAGCUAUAGUGAACAUAGCGAGGGCGAGAUGAGUGAGGAGGAAGAGGAAGAAGAAGGAACCGGGUCCGAGUGGGAAGCCCCGCCGGAGGGAGCGACGUGUACGGGAAUGGAGGCGGAAGAUCCGGAAGCGGCGCGAAAGCUCGAAGAGAUUGCCUCCGGAAAGCGCCAGCUGGAGUUCGCUAGCGAGGCCAGCCUGCGCAUCGGUAGUGAUCCGACCAGGGAUCCAGAGCCGCCGAGGCCCGAAGAUGGCGACCCUGCAACCGCCACCUCAAGUACCGCACGACGGAGACGGCUUCGAUCCCCCUCCUCCUCCAGCCCCACCCGUCCCCCAGUUCCCCCACGUACCAAUGCGGGCGAUAGGCCUUCGACCUUGGACGCUGUGCCGCCGACCCCUUGAUUUUCUCACCCUCGAGCAGAUGCGUACCCCCGUCACCUUCCCUUCCCAUCCUUUCCAUCCCCAUCUCUUCCGCGACUUCUGCUCUACCCGUCUACUCG
Molecule: messenger RNA, 2115 nt
Organism: Chara braunii
Lineage: Eukaryota; Viridiplantae; Streptophyta; Charophyceae; Charales; Characeae
Source: the annotation of a GenBank genome assembly